Molecule: messenger RNA, 6113 nt
Organism: Neoarius graeffei (lesser salmon catfish)
Lineage: Eukaryota; Metazoa; Chordata; Actinopteri; Siluriformes; Ariidae
Gene: kansl1b
Product: KAT8 regulatory NSL complex subunit 1b
Exons: 16
Coding region: 657-3686 (1009 amino acids)
Cellular component (GO): NSL complex
Molecular function (GO): histone acetyltransferase binding
Source: RefSeq, a predicted model, not a curated record
GCGCGCGGCUGUUUUCUGUUUUGUCAGAGUUGAGACUCCGCCGAGGCGCCAUUUUCCCUCCGACCCACUCUCUCUCUCUCACCGCGCCGGAGAGAGACACCCGCACCGCGCCGCGCUCCGCUCAGGCCCACAAACCGCCGCCUGUCCCCGGGAGCAGCCGCUGGGAGCCGCGCAGAGAGGCGGAGCAGCACCGAGUGCGGGCUCCGGGCCCGGGGCCGCCGCGCUUCCCGCCGCCGCGCUGCCUUUGUGUGAUUUCGCUUCUUCGCCCAUUUCGUGACUCCCAGACGGAGCGGAUUUACCGGAGCGGGAUUCGACCUGCUGCCCUCCCGCUCCCAGCUCUCCGUGCCCCCUGAGGAUCCCCGCAGCACCCCGGAGCCCCGGGCCCCGCGCUCAUUACCGCUAAUAACGGAGAGAAUUAAACAAAUACCCAACCUGGAGUGGGAUUACUGACCCCCCUCCCCCCGCCGGAUCACGUGAUCUUUGAAAACUGCUCAUUUGCUGGAACCCGAAUUGGGACUGUGCAUCUUCAGACAGUGGUCCAUCCAACAUUACUCCAGACUGGUUGGAACUUUAGAUACUGUUUAUUUGCAGGUUGUCCUGUGGCGUGACGGUAGGUGGGUGGUGUGGCUCUGGCCUCGGCCCCCUCGCGCCGCUGAAUGGCUGCGAUGGCGCCCGCGCUGACCGACACGCCGGCCGACACUCACCGAAUCUGCCUCAAACUGGCUCCGUCCUCUUCCGCUAUCAACCCGAGUGCCGUGGAGGAAAACGGCGCCACCGGCCGCGUCCUCGUCCCCACAAACGGCACCGUCAAACGCAAAACUUCAUCCGACAAAGAGGAUCAUCUGUCCUGCGCGGCCGGACCCUUCGACAAGGAGGAAUCGGGUCGCGAUUUGGGCAAAAUCCAGCCGUUCGUGACCUCCUACCGCUGCUCGGAUGAAACCCUGAAGCUGCAGAACGUCUUCGAUAUCCUGCCUGGCUUCUUACAGCGCAAACAUCACACCCUGGAGCUUUCAGAGGAGCAGCUGAAGAGCAUCAUGAGUGCGGGCAGUGCGAGUAGUCUGCCUUCCCUACAGCAGAGCGUUAACGGCAUGGCGAGGAAAUUUACAAAAGCGAGCAAAGACUCCAACAGUGUAACCAUGAACGGAGGCAAGCACGGACAGGCAGCACUUCCUCUUGCUCAUGGGGGGCCGACAGGAAAUGGCCCCGUUAGAGAUUCCGCAGAGCAUCAUCAGUGCCCGAGAGGCGGCCCACGGGACCGUCUGAACAACGGGGACGUCCUCGAGUCCCCUGUACCCUUUUGCGCACCUUCACAAGAGCAAAAUGUUUCGGACAGGCUUAGCGCGGAUGUUUCGCUGCCUUCCGCGCUUCACCCGCUGGGCAGCCUGGGAGGAGACCUGCACCAUCGGUCGCAGCAGGUCACGAGCCGUCAGCUGGAGAUCGAGGGUCGUCUGCGGCGCCUGCGCAAGCGGCUGCAGGUGGUGCAGGCGAAGCAGGUGGAACGUCACGUGCAGCAGCAGCUUGGUGGAUUAAUUGACAGUACGCUGGGGUCUCGGGAUUCCCCCCGGCUCCAUCAGGAGAGAGCAGAAGCCAGUCGUUUCCUGAGGGCCGGAUCAGCGCCGGCUGAACUGGAGCGACUCUCGCUGAGCUGCAGCACCAACCUGCGAGCAGCGGAAAGUGCCUUCGAUUCGGACGCAACCGAGAGCAGCUCCGGAGGAGAAACGGACGUGGAAGAAGACGAGCUGGCUCGGGCGGACGUCGAGCAGCGCCACGUUUCUCUGUGGAGGAGAGCUGAGGGUCGUUAUGCAGUGGAACGCUCCUCGAUCAUCAGUCACUGGAACUGGCUGCAGGCUCAUGUCUCUGACCUGGAGUACCGCAUCCGCCAACACACCGACAUCUACCGUCACCUCCGUGCCAGCAAGGGUGCCGUGGUGCUGGGUGAGACCUCAGUUUGUGAGACAGCAACAGAGAACAGCAGCAGCAUGUUGAGGACGGAGAGUCUCACCUGUCCACAGGUGCCUGAUGCUGAUGUCACAAACGGCUCUGUGUCAACCCGCGGCGUCUCCAUGGAGACGAACCUGAGGAAGAGUUACUCGUCUGUCCGACACGUUAACGGGGUCAUAAACAGUCUGCGUUGCGGUUCUCCAGCCGUCUCCGAGGCGGAGCAGCAGAGGCUGAGUGCUACAGACCCGAGCUGUACAGCAGCACGAACUCGACCGCUUCUGUCCUGCAGGAGGAGACGCCUGAUCCGACCCUGCACACUGCCUCACCUCAACAACAAGGCACAGACGGGCCGAUGGUGUGGCUGUGAUGUCAGCAGUCAGUGUGUGAUGUGCUGUGUUCGUCCUGCAGCUCCGUCACACACUCCGGUUCAGCGCCCCCUGCUGGACAGACUGGCUCAGCUCGACCCCUGUGUCCACCCUGUCCUCUCCUUCACCGACGAUGUUGGAAUGGGUCUGCACUUGCAGCGUGUGAUGAAGUGUCACUGGCAGGGCCGGCCGCUGGAUAAGAUCAAACCCAUCAAGAAGCUCUCGCUCAAGCACUCAAAGUUCUCUCCGAGCGGCCGUCUCAUCGAUCCCUCAUCAUCGUCAUCAUGCUCUAAAGACAAGCUCAAGCUGACCAGCUCACUCCUCUCCACAGUCCGUUUUUCCCAUCACAGAAUGAGAUCGGAGAAGCUGUAUCAUCACCAGCAGAGUGACGGCGAGUCUCGUCAGCUGUACAGAGCAGAGCGCAGUCACACGCGCAAGAGAGCCCGAGAGCACUCACUGGAGCGCGACAAUGUCAGUAAGGUGUAUAUGGAGGUGGCGAGUCCAAGUUCCUCUCUGACCACGCCCACUCUCAGUCCUAUAGUGAGACAGUUGUCGUCCUCUGAGAGUCCAACACCCUGCAGUCUCACCACAACACCGCAGGCACAGCGUAAGAGGAGAGUGGAGAGCUCGUUUGACAUCAACAACAUCGUCAUCCCCAUGUCUGUGGCGGCGACCACCCGAGUGGAGAAACUGCAGUACAAAGAGAUCCUCACGCCCAGUUGGAGAGAAGUGAAUGUCAUGGCCAAUCACAUUUCUGAGGAGGAUGAUGCAGUGGAAAUUGAAGAUUUAUCAGAUGCAGCGUUUUCUCAGCUUCACCUCCUGUAUGAAGAGCAGGAACGUUCUCGCUGGAGUUGGACAUCCAGUUCUGUUGCCAAGAGGCGGGGAAGCCGGUCGUAUAAGUCAGUGGACGGACGCAGCACUCCCCUGCUGGGUGGAACAAAUCCCUCCACACCUCAGCCUUCGUCUCCCGACCCGUCUCACUUCCCUCUGCUGCAGGAUUACAGCUCGGCCCCUUCGCCGUCGCCCUCCAGCCCUGCCAGCCCUGAGCUGCUUGCGUUCUCUCACACACACACACCAGCCUCCAGAGACUCGCACCGGCUCCUGUCCAAUGAGGACACGCGCUGCUCCACACCCGACACCAGCUACGACGAAACGCCUGUGCAGCCGUGGGAGCGCCGUACGUUCCCCCUGGACGCAGAUCCGACUCAGGAUCAUGAGCAGCACAUGAGUCCCGGCGGCGAGCGCACGUAUCGAACCGCCAGGCGAAUCUCCGGCUGCAGGAGCGGCUCCAGGUCCGAGUGCGAGGGCGAGCCUCCGUCACCACUGGCUGAAGACACGGGACGGCACAGGAGCAACUCGCAGAGACACACGCACUGCUGAAACGUCCUGUACAGACUCGUCUCGCUCACUCACACGCGCGCGUGCACCCCUCCAGCUCCAGCGCCGUACAGAGCAGUUAAACCUCCUGCUGUUUGAUAUUCAAACAUCACUUAAUUCUUUCACGGUUUUCAGUGAAUUCGGCGAGUUGAAGAUUGGAAACCAGUCGAGACGAUGGCGGCGUCUUUUGUUCUUUGUUUGGGGUUUUUGUUGUUGUUGUUGUUCAUAUUUGGGUCACUGGAAAUGAAACGUUAAGAGGGUAAAGCAGGAAACCAAAACUCUGUCGUGUCCUAAAUCGCUCGUGCACUUGCUUUGCGUUGGAACGGACUGAAGAGAUCGCAAACCAGCGGGUUGACCACAGGCUCCCUGUUAUACUGAUUUUAGGUACAACCCAAACACGCGCACAAACAUAUGACCAUCAGGCAUGUCCUUAUUAUUCUAAUUAUUAUUAUUAUUAUUGUUAUUGUUAUCAUUUAUUAUUUUUGUUCAUUCGCAGUGUCUUUUAAUAUCCGGGGCCAGCUUUAACUGAAAUCUCUGACUAAUCAGCUUCCUGUUUGUUCGCUCGCUCGUGUGUAUUUAAUUGGCCUUUUAUAUACCGUGUGAAAGAGCCCCGUCUCUGUCAGGUUGAGUCGAAAGUAGCAGGUUGCGCUUUUAAUAAUCAUAUCCGUUCAUAUACAUGUAGGAUGAGCUGAGUGUAAAGUGGUUUUUUUUUUUUUUUUUUGGUAAAAACUGAUCAUGGAUCAGCGCUCUGAGGUGUUACUUACGUAACUCGUAUACGAUGCAUUUCUUUACGAAUCGAUUGAGCACUUAAUUUGAGUUGCGUUUGUUUAAUCCUGCUGCCUGAAUGCUUGAAAUGAGGAAUCCCCUUAACGCAGGAGAACGUUUAUCAGCUCGAGCUCUGUAUUUGCACUCUGAUGCUCAGCACUGUUCCGUUCUCUGCCCAUCAUUCCAUCACAGCUGCGUUGCGUUGUGUUCCUGCGGCACUCGUGUGUCGAAACAGCAGCUCAUUUCUCAACUCAAAACUUUGAGUGAGUCGACCCUGAUCUGAGGGUUCCGUCCCUCCGUUUCCUUUCACAGGAGGUGAUUAUACAGAGUGAGGCAGGAUUACAGGAUCGUCAUCCCAAUAAAGAUUUCAUACGUUAUGAUCAUGCACCCCUCCUCCCUUCCCCGUUAAUCAUGAUCAGACGUUGUGGACUUUGGAACCAUGAAGAAGCCAUGGCCUAAUGGUUAGAGAAGCAGCUUUGCAACCAAAAGGUUGCCGGUUUGAUUCCCUGGACCAGCAGGAAUGGCUCAACUGCGUCUGCUGAAUGCCGCGAGCAGUCCUGGUUCCGAGUCCUGAUCAAAUCUCGACUCUUCAUGGCGGGUUGGCUGCAGUUACAAAUCGCAGCUUGGUUUGCUUUGAACUCUUAACAGUUCAUGGUUUUUUGAGGGGCGUGGCCAAGAGAAACCAGGGGGCGGGACUAAAACUUGAAUAGUGCACAAGAUGUCUGCAGGUGUGAGACAGAUCCACAUGAGAAGUGACACAUGGAUGUGCAGUUAAUAUUGGGUCUAAUCUGAUCAGUGGAGGGUUAAAAGCUCCACACCAGCUUUCUCUGUGUUCAUUUUGCAAACUCGAGCCACACUGUUGUUUAUUUCCCUGCCCUGCGUCUCAUUUCCCUCUCAGCCGAGUUCAGGCUUUGGGUUUUUUCAGCUCUGUCUCCCCCUGACGUCUGAGGAUCUGCCGUUUAAAUGCACAACACCCUCAUACCUUCGCCUUUCUCACGUUCUUGCCUCAUUUCUGCUUAUUUCUCUUUGUCGAUCCACUGGAUGGUCUGUAGUUCCAUUUGUUACGCCAUGAGAGUAUUUUGCGCUCGGAUCUGUGUCUACAUGUUAUUAUGCACUCGUGUUACCCAUCACAUCACCUGUGUGUGUGAGAGAGAGAUAUGUAUGGUGUUUUAAGAAAAAAAAAACCCACACACCAUGAAGACAGACUAUCCGCUCCUGUCCCGUUUUCUCCGUUCUCGUCCCUUGGUUAAUAAACUCCACUCCUGGAUGGCGAUGGUGUGCUCAGCGUGUUCGUACCCCUUGAUUAGUGCCGAUCAGGCAGGAGCCAAUGUCCUCCUGUGAGACGUUAUUUCCUAUGUUCAGUUUCCAACCUGGUGAAUUUAGGGAGGAAAGGGAGGGGUUUGUGUGGGAGGAGUCUGGUGUAUCAUUUAGCAUGUAAUAGUUUGUAUUAUAAAAAAAAAGUAUAUUUUGUAAAUACAUUAUUUGAUUCUUUACCGUGUUUGAUUUCUGAGGCUGUAGCUGUCCUGAUUGUAUAGCGAGAAAACGCAUACAUGGGGAAAAAAAAACAUAUUUAACAACUUUCUUUACGGAAAUAAAGGUGUAUGGAUCAUUUGGCCAAUCUGACAGCGUUUGUGCUUCUCCAAAUUAAAAGUGAAUUAUAUUGUA